Aspergillus brunneoviolaceus CBS 621.78 is the source of this 1933-nucleotide messenger RNA. Its product is annotated as carbohydrate-binding module family 48 protein. The transcript has 3 exons. Gene Ontology annotation, biological process: signal transduction. Gene Ontology annotation, cellular component: nucleotide-activated protein kinase complex; nucleus; cytoplasm. Lineage: Eukaryota; Fungi; Ascomycota; Eurotiomycetes; Eurotiales; Aspergillaceae. Gene Ontology annotation, molecular function: protein kinase binding. Bases 292 to 1650 code for a protein of 452 amino acids. The record is from RefSeq and is a predicted model, not a curated record.
CUAUUUUUUCCGCAUCCACUUCCUGGGCGCAAUUUACCCCCCCCCCCCCUCAAACCCUCAUCUCCACUAUAGAAGAUGGGGACUUAUACGUUUCGAUGGUAAGUUACUAUUGAUCUUACCUUGCGAUCAAGAAAAUCUCCUUUCUCCAGUGCGAAGCCUGGACCUCCAAUGAGCAUCUCUUGUGAAGGGUCUAUGACAGGUUCUGCCCCGUGCUUCCUACUGCUAUUAUGACCGACACUUUCCGGACCCAGCGCCACUGAUUUGUGUUCGCUGACCGUUGCGGCCCCUCGCAUGGGGAAUCAAACCAGGCCGUAUAAUGCAAACGAAGUGUAUGUGACGGGGACAUUCGAUGACUGGGGCAAGACUGUCCGACUGGACCGCAAUGGGGAGGUGUUCGAGAAGGAGGUUGAGCUCCCAGCCACAGAGGAGAAGAUCCAGUAUAAGUUCGUCGUCGACGGUAUCUGGACCACUGAUAAUCGCGUCCCCGAAGAAGACGACGGCGACAAUAACAUCAACAACGUGCUCUACCCCGAUCAAAUCCAACAACCACCACUACAGAACGGCAUGGCCGGUGUAACCCCCGAUUCAACCACCGCUGCUUUGGCGGCUGGGGUGCCUAAGGAGUCCAGCAGCAAGACAAAUGGCUAUCACCCCACCAUCUCGUCAGCAGCACCAGGCUCGACAACUGCCAAACUCGGCCAGGAAGUCCCAUUGGAACAACGGGCUACUGUGCCAGGAUCCUUUCCAAUCACUCCCGGGAGCGAGGCUGAACAGUUCUCCGUGAAUCCCAUCCCUGCAUCCAGUGGCAUUGGCAAUCCGAUCAAGUUGGCUCCAGGCGAGAAGGUGCCUGACCCCAGCACUUUCAACCCCAACACCGUUCAGUCCACCGCACGUCUCGACAAGGGUGCGUAUGAGCAAGGCGCCAGUCUUUCUCGGACUGAAGAUUCGUUGCAUGAUGGCAGUGCUUUCUCCCUUCCACCUGUAACGAAAAACACCAUUCCUGAGUCAAGCUUGCCUAUGGGCAGUGAUGGGGCUCACGAUGUCAAAGACCCCGGCUAUACGAUCCAGUCGGCUGCGCCCACGUCGACAACGGCGGCACUUGCUGCUGCAGUGCCCCUGGAGUCUCAGAAGCAGAAGCAGGCGACCGGUGAUUCUCCCUCCGAGGAGCUUCCAGGCGUGGUUAAGGAGUCCCUUGAGAAGGCCCACCAACAUCCCGAAUGGGCUGCCAACGAGGAGGUCGUCGAGGAGAAGAAGGAAGUGGAAGAAGAGCUCCAGCAGAAAAUCAGCGUGAACAAUUCUGUUGGCACCCCAGCGCCUGCUAUAAGUGCCGCUACUGCGGAGACUGCUCCCCGUGCUACUGGUGCUGAGCCUACAAACCAGCAAUCCUCUAAGGCGAAGGCACCAGUCGAUGGACCAGUGGUGACCACAGGUACGUCCGAUUCAACUCCGGCUACCGCCAACACCAACAAGGAUGCAUCUACGCCGGCUCAGAAGACCGAUGCUCCUACCAGCAUUAACAACACCACUACUCCCGCCAACAAGACCACCAACAACGCUGCAGCUGGCGCAGCCGCCAAUUCCAACAAGGAAGAGCCGAAGAAAAAGAAGAAGGGAUUCUUCUCCCGCCUCAAGGAGAAGUUGAAGCAUUGAAUACAUUAAUUAAUGACUGAGCUGAAUCAGCCUAUGGAUGGGUUGAUUUUUAACUAAUGGUGUAUAAUGGGUGGAAGAUUUCUUAUAUCGUUCUUCAUGCUUCUGUGAUUAUCGUCUGGAUACCUUUUGUGUUGUGUGAUUUUCCUUCCAUUCGUUCGCUGCCUUAGGUACUAUAGGUAGGCUUAUGGUUACGUAUCACGAGAUCAGUUCUAUGAUUUAUGCUGUAAUGAGCAUUGCUCACUUUCACUCAGUACAGUCUGAUAUGAAGUACAUCAGAUAUGAU